AUGCGUGUUAUUACGACAAAAUGGCUGAUCAUGUCCAAAGUCUACGAUAUAGAACUUCUUCAUGUAAAGUCGAAUAAAAUACUUCGAGCCAAAAAGCAAUUAUCUCCUGAAUUUAAAGAUGCUUCUGUACGUUUUACAUUGGAAGAAUAUCAUGGUGAUGAGUCAUGGUUUAUAAUUCAACCAUCAUAUAAACACAAACAAAUAGGUGAUCCGGUUGUGAUUGGGGAUAAAGUGACUCUAUUUGCUUGUCGCGCUGGUUGUGCAUUGAACAUUAAAGAACUGAAUUCAAAUACUAAACAACAUAAAUUAAUGUCUGAUACUAAUCACCAUGGAACUAAUAGUAAUAAUAAUAAUAAUACCAGCUGGCAAAUUAAUCUUUAUUUAAGUUAUCAAGAUAAUUUAGAACAUAUAUUAAAAGGGGGUGAUAUCAUUAGAUUAUUUCAUAGUGAAGCAGAAAAAUUUCUCACUUGUGAUGCAUAUGAAAAUGAGUUACAUGUAUUUUUGCGUACUACAUUUCGAGCAGCUACCACUACAGCUAGAAGUUCAAAAGCAUUAUGGGAGGUUGAGGUAAUUCAUUCGGAUUGUAGGCGUACUGGAGCUGGACAUUGGAACAGUUUAAUUCGUUUAAAACAUUUAAUUACUGGACUAUAUCUCUGUCCCAAGGUUAUCAAAAUAAACAAUAAAAGUGGAGAGCAAGGUGCCUUUUGUAAACAAGAGCAAGAUGAUGGUUGUAUCGAAUCUUUUCUGACUUUAUCCAAAGAACCGACAUAUGAAACUGUUUUCGAGAUGGAUUCAACAAGUCAUUAUAAAGAAAGUGAUGGAUUUAUACCAAAUAAUGCAUUUGUACGUAUUUGUCAUACAGCCUCACGAAUGUGGAUUAAAGCUAGCGAAAUUCCUAUUGAUACUGACGCGGAUAAACCUAUUAUGUAUAAGCUUAAUCUUACAUCGUUCAAAGAUAACAAAGAAGUAUUCGCUAUUCUUCCUGUACCAGCGAAUGUUGUGAGAGAUUUGGAUUUUGCUAGUGACUCCUUUAAAGCACUUAGAGCUAUUCUCUGUAUGUUGAAUGACCAUGGAAAGUUGACAGAAACUCAAAUGAGAUCACUUAUAUUUAUUCUAUCAGAAUUAGUAAUGUUUCUUAAUGGGAAUACACGUUUAACAUUUGAGUCGACCAAUCCAACUAUACAAAAUGAAAUAGGUUUACGGGAUAGACAGAAGUUAUUACGUGAACACAAUAUUAUUACACAAAUUAUUAAUAUAUUAAACAGUAAAAUGAUUAGUAAUUUACCAAAACAAUCUACAUCAAUUGUAAAUAAUCAUUUAAUUAAUUCAAAUAUUUUAAUAUGGAAACCAGAUAUUUCCUUAAUAUCUAUUCUACAUGAAACAGAAAUCAAUACAAUUGAUUCACAACAACAAGAUAUUUAUUUAGAUGAAAAAAAUGAAAUAUUAGCCUGGCAAACAGUUGGAAAUCUUUGUUAUCGAAUACUUACAUUAUCACAACAUGGUUAUAGAAAAAAUCAGGAGUAUCUAGCACAGUAUCUGAAUUUGAUGCAAACUCACAUUGGCUUAGGUAUAAGAGCAUCCGAGACGAUUACAGCUCUAUUGCAUAACAAUCGACAGUUACUUGAAAAACGUGUUGGUGAACUAGAAGUUUCUGCAUUUGUUUCGCUAGUACGUGACAACAUUGAAGCACGAUUUUUGAACUAUUUAUCAGCAUUAUGUAGUUCUUGUGGUGUAGCUAUUCCUGUUACACAAGAACUUAUUUGUCAUCAAUUGUUAUCUGAGAACAAUGAAGAUUUAUUAGUAGAAACAUGUAAUAAAACAUAUAUUGAUUCAGAGAAUAAUCAUACAACAGAUAUUGUUACAUUACUAUGGAAACAAACAUUUUUAAUAGAUGAAUAUAUAUGGAAUAAUAUAAAUUCAAAUUUAAUUAUAAAUCAAUUAAAUUUGAAUAAAACACAAAAAUAUUUUGAAUUUAAUUUGAAUAUUUUAAAUGAUAUAAUUAAUCAAUCAAAACAAGAAUUAAAUGAGAAAUCCAAACAAAUUACAUUAUGUUAUUUAAUAUUAGAUUAUUAUCAAGCACAAAUUGAUUUAUUUGCACUAUUAUGCCAAGAACGACAAUAUAUUGCUAUUAAUUAUUUAUCAACAAAAUUAUCAGUUUAUUUAUUAUUAAAAUGUAUGAGGAAUGAACGGCUUAGACCUAGUCUGCGUGCAUCGUUUACUCGGUUAUUAUUAAAUCUUCAUGUAGAUCGAGAUCCUCAAGAAUUGCACCAACCCAUUCAGUAUGCUCGUUUAUGGAGUACAUUAGGCACAAAGUCAGAUGUUUCCAGUUAUGAAAAAGCAAAUAGUUCUACAGACAAACAAGAAAAUUUCACAACUGAUUUUAUGAACAUUAAAAAUUUUGUAAAUGAUUAUUUGGAUAAUAUGCUUUCCGAUAGUUGUUAUUUAUCUGAACCUGGUUACAUUAAUUUAACACAUGAGGUUAUCAAUCUUUCUAAAAAUUUGGUAUUUUUUGGUCUUUACAAUAUUAAAGAAUUAUUACUUCUUGGUCAAAAGCUGAUAUUCAUGCUCAAUCAAUGGGGAAGUACAAAUGAUGUUAAUUUAUACAAAAUGAAAGAGAUGAACAACUCUUCAUCAAUACUGAAUAGUUCAAAUGAUAAAAAACUAUUUGAUUUAAAAUUAAAAACUCUGGAUAUCAUUGAAUAUAUUUUAGACGUUCGUGUAGACUAUCAAAUCUUCUGUUUAUUAACUACUCUUCGAAGCGUUGAGCAGCCAGAAGCUUGUCCAAAUGACUUGGAGUUAGAGGAUUUGGAAAAAAAGGAAACUUUAGAAUUGUCAAACGAAGUUAAAAAUCAACUUCUAACGUUGUUUCCUUUCAACAAUUCAUCACAAAAUCUUGAAAUUAAUGAAUUAUCAAAACAAGAUUCAAUAGAAGAUAAAUUAACUAUACUUAAUAUAGAUGGUUAUAAUGGUCAAUUAUUAAUUGGUGUAUUGGCUCGUCUAUGUAUAUCAACUAAUGUUGAAUUAAAAUUAAAAUCAUUACAAUUAUUAUUUCGACAUUUUAGUCAACAAGAAGAAUUUAUCAAUAAAUUAAAACAGGUACAACUUUUAGUAUCAGAUACAGGAAUAAAAAUUUAUCGUCAACUGAAACAACAUCUAGAUACAUUACGGUGUUUAAUUGAAAAAUCUGAAUUAUGGAUGCAUGAUAAAAGUUGUAUGACUAGUUCUAAUUCCAAUAAUAAUAAUAGUAAUCAAAUUUACACUCAAUGUAGUUGUAUAAAUAAUUAUGCUUUGGUUAAAGAUAUACUUUGUCAUAUAAUAUCCUUAUGUCAAUUAGAACAUCAUGAUUUAUCAACUUCAAUCAUAGAACAAGAAUCAAAUAAUAUCAUGGAUGUUCUUAGUACUGAAAUCAGUACACAAAUAAAUAAUAGAAUACUUAGAACUAUGGAUAAAUCAUCAUCAUCAUUUCCGUUUGAACAAAUACAACAACUUUUACGUCAUUUAGGGGUACAUAAUAUACUGAAAGAAUUAUUGAAUAUUCGAUUCAAAUGUACUGAUGUUGUAUUCAAUGAGAUUGUUCAUUUGACAAAAUAUAUUUUAUGCUUAUUUUGUUACAACAAUGAGAUAAACCAAAAAUUAUUAUAUCCGUAUCUUGAUAAAUUCAUCACAACUGAAACUGAUGAUGCUGAAGUCUGCUUGUGGAUGUUAAAAGAUAAUACGGAAUUGUGCAUGAUGAUUGACCGUUCAACCAUUAGAAAACUUUGCUUUUUUCUCCAAAAAACUCGUCCACAUGUGCAUUGGCUCGAAGUGCUGAUAACAGUCGUAAAACCAAACGAUGAAGUAUUAAGCCCAGUACGAGAAAUGAUUUCAAAUGAGCUUUGUUCAAUGAUUGAUGAUACAUUAUUCUUGAUGAAUAGUUUUUCACGUGUACGAAAUAUUUUGGACUCACUUUUAUCAACAAUAACCUAUUCUAAAUCAUCAUCAUCAUUAUUAUCAUCAUCAUCAUCGUCAAUGUGGUCAGUUAUUACAUUUACUGAUAAUACAUCUAAACAAGAUUUAUUAUUUAAUUUGAAAUUUUUUCAUUUAUUAAAUAUACUACUCAUUGAAGAGAAUGAUAUAUUACUUAAAAAAUAUCGUAAAUGGUUUAAAUUAUCUGAAUUAAUUCAUAUUAUUAUACAUCCAGUAACUAAAUGUAAAAAUUUAUAUCAUUUGAGAAAUGUUUAUAUGGAAAAUUUAGCUAAUUUUUGUUCAAGUAAUGAUUUUAAAAAUAAUUUUAUUAUACAAUAUAGUGAAUCCUUAUCUUUACUUUGGAGAGAUAUUACUGAAGAAUUAGAUAAAAUUUCUCUCAAUAAACUACCGAAUAAUGAUUAUAAAAUAUUUCUCAGAGAUUCUAUUAUCCCAUGUGUUACGAAGAUUUUUGCCAAUAUUCAGUUAUUGGAACAUCAACAACCACAGUUUCAUCUAGAUGCAAGUCGUUAUUUAAUGCAUAAACUAAUGCAAAUGAACAAUGAUUCAUUAUUAGGUCCAGCUUCAAUGGAUUGUUCACAAAUGAUAAUGCGUACAAUUCCUUCAGCAAGUCUUCCAGUUUCGCCAGAAUUCUCCUACAAAUCGGAUAUUUUUAUGACAAAUUCUUAUACAGAUUUAUGUAAAACACUUGAAGACAAAAUCAUUUCCACAUGUAAUAUUACAUCUGAUGACUCGAUAGAUAGUGGAUUACAGGAUGAAUAUUCACUCGAUUCAAAUAUGUCUGAAAUAGUUAAUGUUAAAACCGUCCAAAAAUGUCAUAUGAGUAAGAGUGUGUGUGAAGUUCAAAUGAGUCAAACUAUGGAUGAUACAGAUCGAUCAAUAUCUCAAAACUUUGCAAAGAAUAUAGAAAAGCAGUUCAAUAAUAUGAUUAAAGAAAUUGAACUUCAACUUAGUACAUCCAUUUAUAAAGAAUAUGAUUCAUUGAUACGAUUUCUACAAUAUCCAAUGAAUUUCAUUGAAUUACAAGAAAUAUCAACAUUAGUUAAAAGUGAUAAUUUCUCAUAUAAUGCCUUUAUAGCUUCAUUAGUUCAACAUGCAUAUGAUUUAAUUGAAUUAGGUUUCGAAAGUCAAUUCGUCAAGCUUUUACAAGUUUUCACUUCCUUAUCUAAAGCACCUAUGAUAGAGUCUAUACCAUUAGAAAUGAAAUGGAGUUUGGAUGGAUUAUCGAAUACUGGUCAAAAUGCCAUACAUUAUUUUUUAUGUUCAAAUGGAAUUUGCGAUCUAAUUAUACGAUGUAUAGAAAAUCCUAAUACUUCUGAAACGAUUUUUGUCAUGGCAAAUGAGUUGGCGAUUAACCUUUUAAAGCACAGCAAUAAAUAUGUACAGGAAUGUUUCUACAUUAUUCUGUCAAAGCCUAAACAACAUGAAGAUUUCUUCAAUUCUAUGUUUCAACGUUUUCAUAAUGCUUAUAGUCAAAUGGAUAAUUUAACAAAAAACAGAUUCUUUUGUAAAGAAGAAUUUACAAAAACUACAAAUUAUUUAGAUUGUUUCAAUUCAUUAAUAACUGGCAAAAAUAUAUCAGUACAGAUAAGUUUACAAUUUUUACAAACUUUAUGUUGUAGAAGCAAUUUAAGACUUCAGGAACUUUUACGUGUUCAACCACAUAAUGUGACAAAUUUUAAUUUAAUUGAAGAAAUCAAGUCGUUAUUUAUUAAUUUGUGGAAAAUAAAUGAUAAGCUAAUUAAUGCUGCUAUCUCUGACAGUAACAACGACAACACUCAUAGUAAUGAUAAUAAUAAUAAUACACUGAACUAUUCUGAUGUUAAUCAUAAAACACCACAAAGUAAACAUCAAUGUUUCAAUAGUACUGAAAAUAGCACAUUGAAAAUUGUACAGAAUAAUAUGAACAUUAUGGAGCCAACAAUGAUAAAUCAGAGAAAAUUUAAUAAAUCAUUAUUCCAUGAAAUGAAUCACAAUCAACAAAAUGUACAAAUUCAGAAAAAUAAUAAUCAUAAUCAUCAUAAUAAUAAUAACUCAAUACAUUUUAUUCAACCUGAAAUUAUAAUACUUAUUUUGACUUGUCUAAUUGAAUUUUGUCAAGGUCCUUGUUUAAAUAAUCAAAAUGAUAUUUUAUUCGGAAGUCCAAAUAUUUUAUGCAUACUAGUAAAUUUAGUAUUGACUACACCGAAAUGGAUUAGAAAUCAUAAACUCAAAGAUAUAACAUGUUCACUAGCUGAAAUUAGUUGUUUGUCAAUUAAGCUACUGUUAGCUGUGUUGGAAGGCCGCCAUGAAGAUAAGGUUUAUCAACAACUAAUUGAACUCUGUCCAUUAGAUAAGUUAAUAAGUACAAUUCAUUAUUAUUAUAUCUUGUCAGUGGAUUCAGAUUUUACAACGAAUCAUCCACGUGAAUCAUUUGAUAAAUGCGGACAUUUAUUAUUUAUAUUGACACAAUAUUUAUAUAGAUGUUUCCCAACAAUUUUUAAACAUAUGAAGACAUCUGAGAAUCAUAAUAAUAAUAAUAAUAAUAAUAAUAAUAAUAAUAAUAAUAAUCAAUUCUCAAGUGUAAAAUGGUCUGAGUCCAAUUCAUACAAUACUACUACACAAAGGGAAAAUUAUUUAUAUAAAAUGAAAUGUACAGAUCAUAACAGUACAAAAAAGUUGGAUUUAAAUAAUACUAUUAUAAAACGUUUAAUUAAGAAUAAAAGUGAUAAUAUAUUAAGUCUUCAAUAUUAUACAAUUAAUACAGCACAAAUAGAAAUCGUACGUGCAGACAACAGAAUUGAACGUAUAGUUUAUCCAAUUCCUAAAAUAUGUCAUUAUUUAACUGAUUCUAAAAAACGUCAAUUAUUAGCAAUAAAUAAUAUGGAUAAUGAUUAUUCAAAAAUUCCUUCGUUAUUUAAAAUAAUUGAAGAGAUUUAUGCUGAAAUGUUGUGUGCUGAACAUAUGCUUACUUAUGAUUUCUAUAAUUUCGAAACUCACAUUACUGUACUACCGAUUGCUGUACUCUCUGUUGUAUUAUGCCUUAUUUCUUCAAAUCAAUUAUCAGUUCAAAUAUAUAUUGGACUAGAAACUUUAUAUUUGUUAUUUGCCUGUGGUACUGAAAAUGUAAUUCUUGUAUUAGGACUAACUAAUUUUAUUUUUAGAUUUACAAAUUUAUUCAUUAUAUAUAAACAAUAUUUUUUAAUAAAAAAUUACAAAAAUUGUUUAUUUUCUAAUUCAAUUAAUACUAAUGAAAUAAAUUGGAAAACAUAUUUAAAAUUAAUAAAUAAUCAUAAAAAAAAUAUAAAAUUAAUUCAUAACAGAAAAACAUUGUCAUUUACAUUAUUAUUAUUAUUAUUCUUAUCAUGGUGGAAUAAUAUCUACUUUAUUGGAUAUGAAUUGUUGAAAUCUAUACAACAAAUAUCAUUAUUUCAUCAUUUAAUAAAUGAUGCAAAUCAAUUACAUUAUAAAUUAAUAUAUCAUUUCAUAUUGAUUAUAUUUACUGGUUUUGGAAUUAUAAUACAUCCAUUCUUUUAUAGUCUUGUUUUACUUGAUGUGGUUACACGUGAAGAGACUUUGUUAAAUGUUGUACGAUCAGUGACUAAAAAUGGUCGAUCAAUUUUCUUAACUGGAAUUUUAGCACUAAUCAUUAUCUACUUAUAUUCCAUCAUUGGAUAUGCUUAUUUUCAAAAUGAUUUUACUAUUGAAAUCGACAUAACAAAUGACAAUGAAACUCUUGAUAGUACAGAACGUCGAUGUGAUUCACUACGUAUGUGUAUAUUGACAACUCUUCGAGAAGGACUACUAAAUGGUGGCGGAAUUGGUGAUGUACUCAAACGUCCGAGCAGUAAGGAUAAUUCAUUUCUUUUUCGAACAAUUUAUGAUUUAUCAUUUUUUGUUAUUAUUAUUGUGAUUAUAUUAAAUUUAAUAUUUGGUGUUAUUGUGGAUACAUUUGCUGCACUUCGUCAAGAGAAACAAAAUUCUGAAGAAUUAAAUAAAAAUCAUUGUUGUGUUUGUGGAUUACAUCGUUCAGCAUUUGAUCAUUCGAAUACAAGUUUUGAUGAACAUGUUGAAAUUGAUCAUAAUGUAUGGCAUUAUAUAUAUUUUAUAAUAUAUUUAAGAACAAAAUUAACAGAUGACUUAACUGGUUUAGAAAUUUACAUUGAUAAACUUAUUAAAGAAAAUGAAUUUAAAUGGAUACCACGUAGACGAGCUAUGACGUUGUAUAACAUAGAAAAUGGUUCUUCAGAAAAAUCUGAAGAAAUCGCCGCAUUAGCUAACUCACUUAAUAAAACUGUCAAAGCGAUGGAUACACUUAAUGAAGGCUUCCAAAAAUUGUCUAAACUGAUUAGUAAACAGUUUAUGGAAAAAUCUAAAGAACAAUUACUUUCUUCAAUGAAGAAUGAAUGAAUGAAUAAUCAGUGAAAAUAAACAAUAAACAAAUAGCAAGAAAAAUAAUAGUUUUUUGUUGUUAUUAUUAUCAUUAUUGUUGUCGUUGUUGUUUAUCUCAGGUUUUAUUGCAUAAACCGAUGCUUCUGUUGCCGAUGAUGAUGAUGAUGAUGGUGCUGCUGCUGCUGCUGAUGAUGAUUCGUGUGUAUUUCAUUGUUAUGUUUGGUUUUGUUAUUGUUGUUUUUUUGUUGAUCUUCAUAAUUCAUUACAAUCUUUUGAUAUACAAAUUUAUUUUCUUAGUUUCUUAGUUUGAAUAAGAUAAAAUGAUAUGAACUAGGUGAGUAGAUGUUGAUCUAAUGUUUUUCUUAUAUAAAGACAGUGUGUUUUUUUUUGGACAAAAAAUAGAUACAUUUUUGUAUUCUGAUUAGUUGCUACAUGAUAUAGUUGAUUUAAAUAAUAAUAGUAAUUAAUUGGUUAAUAAUGCUUGUUUUUUUGCUAAUAAACAUAUCAUUAAAUACUGAUUUUUUUAAUUUUAAUCAUUGUCUAGUCUUCAAUGUUACAAUGACAGAAACUAAGCACAGAACAGUUAUCUUAAGUUUUAUAAAAAUGUCUUUUAACAAUUGAUGUUUUAUAUGUUUAAAAAUUUUGAAAAUUAAUAUAGGGUUGUGGAGAUGAUUGGGUUUUUAUUGAGAUCAUAGAUAGAUCAGCUGUAUCAUGAUAAUUAUUAUGCGUUCAUUAGUGACUGGUUUUAAGAGGUAAUUCUCGAAGUUCUGGUGAGAAGCCAUGACCAGUAGAGUUUAACCAUGUCAGUAAAAGAUGGUCACGUAGUUGAAGUUAGACAUAAACACCGUUGAAUGCCGGUUUGAUGGUUCAAAGAUGAUACGUUCACAUGAGAA
Molecule: messenger RNA, 9227 nt
Organism: Schistosoma spindalis
Lineage: Eukaryota; Metazoa; Platyhelminthes; Trematoda; Strigeidida; Schistosomatidae
Source: the annotation of a GenBank genome assembly